This is a messenger RNA of Pipra filicauda (Wire-tailed manakin), 991 nucleotides long. It is a transcript of the gene IL6, whose product is annotated as interleukin 6. Gene Ontology annotation, biological process: positive regulation of cell population proliferation; immune response; T-helper 17 cell lineage commitment. Gene Ontology annotation, cellular component: extracellular region. The record is from RefSeq and is a predicted model, not a curated record. NCBI's taxonomy places the organism in Eukaryota, Metazoa, Chordata, Aves, Passeriformes, Pipridae. Gene Ontology annotation, molecular function: cytokine activity; interleukin-6 receptor binding; growth factor activity.
AUGAAGUUCGCCCCGAGCUGUGGCUGCGCCCGUGCCCGCUCCGGCCGCCGCCAGCCCGCGCUGCCGAUCCUCCUGCUGCCGCUGCUGCUGCUGCUGCUGCCGCGGGCCGGAGCCGUCCCGCUGCCCGGGGCCGCAGACUCCUCGGGGGAGGCCGAGCCGGAGGAGGCGGCGGCGCGGCGGGCGGCGCUGCCCCACAGCCUGCGGCUGGCGCAGCUGCUGCGCGACCGGGCGGCUCAGCUGCAGCGAGAGGUGGGUACGGGCGGCCCGCGGGCCGGCCCGGGAGGGGCUGCCUCCGGCCAAGGCGCGACCAAACUUCUUGGUGUCUCUCCCCAGAUGUGCGAGAAGUUCACCGUCUGCGAGAACAGCGUGGAAAUGCUCCUCCAGAACAACCUCAACCUCCCCAGAGUGACGGAGGAAGACGGGUGUCUGCAUGCCGGCUUCGAUGAGGAUAAAUGCUUGAAAAAAAUCUCCAGCGGGCUUUAUACAUUUCAGACAUACCUCAAAUAUGUGCAAGAAACUUUUAUUAGUGAAAACCAAAACCUUGAAUCGCUAUGCUAUAGUACAGAGCACCUGGCACAUACCAUAAGACAAAUGGUGAUCAAUCCCGAAGAAGUGAUCAUCCCAGAUGCAGCUACCCAGGAAUCCCUCCGCACAAAGCUGAAGUCCAGUAAGACCUGGAUAGAGAAAAUCACCACCCACCUCAUCCUCCGAGACUUUACUUCGUUUAUGGAGAAAACAGUGAGGGCUGUGCGCUAUUUGAAAAAUACCAGGAGUUUCAGUGCCUAAAUGUUUUAGUUCAGGCACAAUCCUUUGUUACACAUCUGUCAUGUGGCAGACAAGAGUGUUGUUCUGUUUUAAGAACCAGAAAUAGUAACAAUGGUUUGCAUUUAUAUACAUUCUUAUUUCCUUCUAGGAAGUUAUUUAUUGUAUUUAAAAUAUUUAUUAAUUUCUAAUGUUUCUUAUUUAUAUUUUCAAUAUUUAGAAAUAAUUU